AUGCAUUCGGACCUGGACGCCGACAUGGACGCGGACACGGAAACCACAGCUCUCUGCCCCUCCGGUAGCCACCAGAAUUCCUCCCCAGGGACACCCACACCAGAAGCAAAUGCCACACUGCUGAAGAAGUCAGAGAAACUGUUGGCAGGCUUGGACCGGAGCGGGCCGCCCUCUGCCCCUGGCCUCCCCAGACGAAGGGGCAGCAUGCCUGUCCCCUACAAGCACCAGCUGCGGCGGGCCCAGGCUGUAGAUGAACUUGACUGGCCACCUCAAGCCUCAUCCUCUGGCUCUUCUGAUUCCUUGGGCUCAGGGGAGGCGGCCACCACCCAAAAGGAUGCCAUCUUCAAGGUCAUGCUUGUGGGGGAGAGUGGCGUGGGCAAGAGCUCCUUAGCAGGCACUUUUGGCGGUCUCCAGGGAGACGGUGCUCAUGAGCCGGAGAAUCCAGAGGACACCUAUGAGAGACGCAUCAUGGUGGACAAGGAGGAAGUGACUUUAGUGGUUUAUGACAUCUGGGAACAGGGGGACGGUGCUGGGUGGCUGCAGGACCACUGCCUUCAGACUGGGGACGCCUUCCUCAUCGUCUUCUCAGUCACUGACCGACGAAGCUUCUCCAAAGUUCCAGAGACUCUCCUUCGACUCCGAGCUGGGAGGCCCCACCACGACCUGCCUGUCAUCCUCGUGGGAAACAAGAGUGACCUGGCCCGCUCCCGGGAGGUCUCACUGGAGGAGGGCCGCCACCUGGCCGGGACCCUGAGCUGCAAGCACAUCGAGACGUCGGCCGCGCUGCACCACAACACCCGGGAGCUCUUCGAGGGCGCCGUCCGCCAGAUCCGCCUGAGGCGGGGCCGCGGCCACGCGGGGGGUCCGCGGCCGGAGCGGGGUAGUCCCGAGGGCCCCGCGCCCGCCGCGCGCCGCGAGAGCCUCACCAAGAAGGCCAAGCGCUUCCUAGCCAACCUGGUGCCCCGCAACGCCAAGUUCUUCAAGCAGCGCUCCAGGUCGUGUCACGACCUCUCCGUGCUCUGA
This is a messenger RNA of Pipistrellus nathusii (Nathusius's pipistrelle), 1023 nucleotides long. Lineage: Eukaryota; Metazoa; Chordata; Mammalia; Chiroptera; Vespertilionidae. The record is from the annotation of a GenBank genome assembly.